ACAAUAUUAUCAUCAAAUGACUUAAUUGAUGUUGUAUUAUCUGGUACGCAGAGGAAAACCCCGACGGUGGUCCAUCCACAGUAUGAUAUUCGUCGAAUAAGGUCUUUUUAUAUGCGAAAAGUCAAGUUUGCACAACAAACUUUCCACGAUAAACUGUCAGCAAUAAUAACACAGUUUCCAAAAAUAGAAUCGAUACAUCCUUUCUACGCCGAUUUGGCAAACGUAUUAUAUGACAAAGAUCAUUUUAAAAUUGCUCUUGGUCAAGUGAGCAAUGUUACAAAAUUCAUCGAUCGAAUAGCUAAGGAAUACGUUAAACUUCUGAAGUAUGCAGACUCCCCGUUUAAAUGUAAAAUGCUAAAAAAAGCAGCUUUAGGACGUAUGUGUACUUUGGUACGCAAGCUCAAAGAUACGUUAGCUUAUCUAGAAGAAGUUAGACGUCAUCUGUCUAGACUUCCAAACAUAAAUGUAUUUUCCAAAACUUUACUUUUGGCCGGCCACCCAAAUGUCGGUAAAAGUACUUUUAUGAAUGUACUUUCUAACGCUAAUGUAGAAACAGCAAACUGGGCUUUCACCACUCGUUCUCUUUACGUAGGUCAUUUUGAUUACCAACUCGAAAAAUGGCAGGUAAUCGAUACGCCUGGUAUAUUAGAUCGUCCGCUAAAUGCUAGAAAUACUAUUGAAAUGACAAGUAUUGUCAGUUUAGCGCACUUACCUGCCGCAAUUUUGUUUUUAAUUGAUAUUUCUACAACUUGUGGUUACACAAUUGAAGAGCAAGUCAACUUGCUCAUUUCUCUUGCUGCUGUACUUAAAAAUAAACCAGUAGUUGUUGUAUUAAACAAGAUUGAUAUUUGCAAGCCUUCCGAAAUUUCUCAAGAAGAGCUCAAUUUGAUUCACUCUUUGUCUAAUUAUUUUGAAUUUCUUCAAUUUGUUGGAUGUUCGACCAAAACAGGAGAAGGUUUGGACGAAGCAAAAAAUAAAGCUUGUGAAAUGCUUGUGGCGUUACGUAAGAGAAACAAGUUGCUUUCAGGUAAAUCUGUUGUUAACACAGAAUCUUCAUAUGUUUCAAAUGUACCGACGGAUCCCCAAAGACCUGCUUACAUACCUCCUGUAGAAGGGACCAAACAAAAACUUACGCUCGAUUCCAUAUCUGAAUAUAUCAACAAGCAGGGUGGAGCUGGUGUGUUUAGUAUUGGUGCCAACGAGAAGUGGCUGCUAGCCAAUGACGAAUGGAAAAACGAUAAAUUCCCUGAGUUCUUUGAAGGCAAAAACAUCUACGAUUUUAUUGACGAAGAUAUUUGUGCCAAGCUUGAGACUUUGGAAAAAGAAGAGCAAGAAAUCGAGUUGUUGUGGAAUAAGUCUUUGAACGAACCUACAGAGCAGUGGUACGCGUUGAAAAAUUCUAUAUACGAAAUGCGCGUUGAAGCUGAAGCUAAGCGACUUCUUUCUAUAAUGAAACGAUCCAAGAGUUCUGCUAUUAAUUCUCGCCAAUUUAUUGAUACGAGUGAGUUUAAAAAGCGUUUGGAGGAACUCGAUAUUGAACCUGAAGAUGUAUUGAAGAAGUUGAAAACUAUUUCAACAGAUAUUGAUUCUGAUUAUGUGUCUGACGAAGACGACUAUUUAAUGUCAAACUCCGACGCUGAACUUAAUAAAGAAGAUAUUAACGUUGACGUCCCUCAAAUCUCUAAUUCAAACAAUGCACAGUCUUUGCAAAAACGCAUUAGAAAGUUCAAGCUUGCCAGACGCACAGGAGCCAAAGGAAUUAAAGCCAAACUUGAUUUGCUGCCCAAAGAUCGUAAAUCUAAAGGUUUCAAAAACCACCCUGAGCUGCUUGCUGAGUCUGAAAAACACGUUAAGAAAAUCCAAAAACGAUUUGUUACACCUAGUUCAAACCAACAGAAAUGGCAGUCUCACGAAAGUGAUCGAUUCAUCGGUACUAUGAAACCAAAACACUUAUUUUCUGGUAAACGGAGCAACGGAAAAACCGAUAGACGUUAA
Molecule: messenger RNA, 1995 nt
Organism: Dermatophagoides pteronyssinus (European house dust mite)
Lineage: Eukaryota; Metazoa; Arthropoda; Arachnida; Sarcoptiformes; Pyroglyphidae
Product: probable nucleolar GTP-binding protein 1
Source: RefSeq, a predicted model, not a curated record